This is a messenger RNA of Nothoprocta perdicaria, 4737 nucleotides long. It is a transcript of the gene MOB1B, whose product is annotated as MOB kinase activator 1B. The transcript is spliced from 6 exons. Gene Ontology annotation, biological process: hippo signaling; positive regulation of protein phosphorylation. The coding region runs from base 148 to 672 and encodes 174 amino acids. Gene Ontology annotation, molecular function: protein kinase activator activity. Lineage: Eukaryota; Metazoa; Chordata; Aves; Tinamiformes; Tinamidae. The record is from RefSeq and is a predicted model, not a curated record. Gene Ontology annotation, cellular component: nucleus; cytoplasm.
AGGACACGCAGGUUUUAACCCACGCUCUGUGCUCGCGGCAGCCGCUCUUCCAAGACCUUCAAGCCCAAGAAGAACAUCCCGGAGGGCUCGCACCAGUACGAGCUGCUGAAGCACGCCGAGGCCACGCUGGGCAGCGGCAACCUCCGCAUGGCCGUCAUGCUGCCCGAGGGCGAGGACCUCAACGAGUGGGUGGCAGUGAACACUGUCGACUUCUUCAACCAGAUCAAUAUGCUGUAUGGAACCAUUACAGACUUCUGCACAGAGGAGAGCUGCCCCGUGAUGUCUGCUGGCCCAAAAUACGAGUACCACUGGGCGGACGGGACCAACAUCAAGAAGCCCAUUAAGUGCUCGGCACCAAAGUACAUUGACUACCUGAUGACUUGGGUCCAGGAUCAGCUGGAUGAUGAAACGUUAUUUCCGUCUAAAAUAGGUGUCCCUUUCCCAAAGAAUUUCAUGUCAGUGGCAAAGACUAUUUUAAAGCGGCUCUUCAGAGUUUAUGCUCACAUCUAUCACCAGCACUUUGAUCCAGUGAUCCAGCUACAGGAAGAAGCACAUCUGAACACUUCUUUCAAGCACUUUAUAUUUUUUGUUCAGGAAUUCAACCUUAUCGACAGGAGGGAACUCGCACCACUUCAAGAACUGAUUGAAAAACUCACCUCUAAGGACAGAUAAAAGGAAGAGGAGUUCUUCAAGUCACUUGUUUGUUUAAGCGAGCGUGUGGUAUUUGUUUUUUGUUCAUUUGUUUUUUUUUUUAGAAAAAAACAAGAUGACACAAAAACUUGCGCUGUUAUUGCUGACAGCCAAGCUCUACUUUCUGUGCUUUUAUUAGGGGAAAUCUUUUGUCUGUUAGUGACACGCAGUAAAUAGCCUUUUUUUUUUUUUUUUUUUCUCUCCCCCCUGAUUGUUGUUAUUCACUGUGGAUUUUUAGCAGGUGCUGAGUGUUUGUAAAGGAAACAUGCUUGGAUGGGGGAUUGAUUCUGCUGGUGGAUGGGUUCUGUAUCGUGUCAGUGGUAGCCCAUUCUCAUGAAGUCCCAAAAAGACUCGCUUACUUUCUCUAAGUGCCUUGGCAGACUCGCUUCUGAGGUGCAAAGCACAUACAAUACUGAACCUUGCUGGAAACAGAAAAUAUGAACUUAACACCCAGGACACUUACUGAUACUUGUUUUAGAAAAAAAUUAUAUAUGCUUACACUAAAAGAAAAAAAAAGCCAUAACUUAAAUCAACGAUCUCCAGCUUUUAAUACAAAUAUUUGUCUUACUUUUUUAGAGAGAUUAAUAUAGAAUUUUUCAAAGCUAGGUGUUUCCUAAGGAGCAAAGCGAUGGUCACCAAAUCCAACUGAUGAAGAUGGUGUCAAAAUGACCGAGCGCUUGGACUUAGCAAAAGCUUGUUUGCCUAUUGCACAGUUUUGGGCACCCUACAGUUGCAAAUAUAUAUAUAUUUUUAAGAGGUGAGCAUCAAGUGGGGUCAGUCACUUUUGGGGAGCUUCCUAGCAUUUGCCAAAUGAACCCUUAGUUUGCACAAAUACAGUUAAGGCAAGUACUCGGUGUCAAAACUACACUGGAGUAAUCCUUAGAGAGACCUGGCUUGAAAAUAGCUGGAGAGAUGGUGUUUGUAAGGUGGGAAUGCAAAGCUCAGCUCUGUCACGGAGCUCUGGUGUUCCCUGUGGUAGGGAAUCUUAUCUUGGAGGGAAGGUGAUUUCCUGGACCACUUUGGAUUGACGUUAGGACAGUGAUGUUCUCUCUCCUUGAAAACUGCAGCCCAUCUCCAAGGCAACCACAGCAGGGAAAAAUAGCAGGAUCAAACAGGUGGAAUUCUAGUGCUUUGUCACUUGCUAAGUGCAUCUUGGGUUUCUGAGAAAACACAGAACCUAAAAUAGGUUCUUCCUUCACCUCAGGUAGUCUCUUUGCCUCUUUAGUCCUGUGUUUUCUCAAACCUGAAAUGAAAAUCAAGGUCUGUAACAAGUUAGCUUCUCUAGGGUGACAGACUGCGGCUUGGAAAUCUUUGCUACAACUACUUUGGAAUCCGGAUUCUCUUUGCCCAACCCCCCUGUGAUCUCUCUUGUCCCAUUAUGGGUCUUGCCACAGCUGUGGUGUUUUGGAUGGAAAGGAAUCUGCAUGGGGUUUGUAACAGGCUGCCCUGUGGGGUCGCUCACUGCCCAGCUCCAGUGCAGUAGGUGAUCAGUGUUAUCAGUGUUGUCACGUUUGACUGGCACGAGGUGUCCCUUUUCAGGUCUCUGUGGUCCAGAGAUAAAAGCUGAUGGAUGUACACAAGGCUGACUCUUAAUCCCCCCAAAUUACAGUUGAAACGGGGGUUAACAUGUGACAGAACAGCCAGGCUUAUGUUUUGUGGACCUCUGCUUGACUGAAAAUGUGACGAUUAGGUAGAAGUUAAAAUACUGCGCAAAGAGCCUGCAAAACUUGCAAGCAACCAUUGGUAUAGAUAGUUAACGAGUAGAGAAGUCCAGUGAUAAACACGGGCUGCUUUUGGAGGCUAAAAUCAUUAUUUUGAAUUAAAUACUUUAUUUCAAAAUAAUCUGUACCUUAUCAAUUAUUCUUCCAUUGAGUUAAAAUCUGUAGUCCAUCAGGAGAAGCAGCUGAAUAUUUUGUCAAGUCUUCUGUCUCUCUGUUUCUUACCAGAAUUGAGCACAGUUGUGCAAAUCCAGUGUUGAACUGGAGAGUGCUCCACAAUCCACAUGAGCAGGACCAGGUGGGUCACACGUAUGGAGCAAAGGCCGCCUUCCCUCAGAUGUUUUAGCAAACUCCCAGUGUGACCAAGUCAGAGUCAAAUCUUGUCUUGAGCUGGUCAGGAUCUUGAUGCUCCCUUGACUAUGCACAUGUGGGAGGAAGAGAAGGGAGAUAGCCAGUACCUGAGAUGAAGGUGGAAAAAACAUGCAAAUCAUAAAGAGAUUGAAGGAAAGGCAAAUAAGGCAUAAACAUAUUUAAGUUUCUUUGGUUGAGCACCUAAGAUGUUGGGUCUCCCUGUACCUUUGUCCUCCUGCUGUUCGGAGGACUUAUGUUCCCUGUCUGGCUGGAAGUGGAGGAGCCAGUCAGCAGUGUAGCCUGUGAAUGCUGCUGCCAGGAAUUGGGUAAUAGGGAGAGAAGGAAGAGACUAGGCCCCAGGAGCACAAUAUGCCCAUAUGGGAUUGAGCAAGGACUGUUCCCGUCCUGCUUAGGAGCUGGAGAAGGAGCUGCUCUUGCACACCCCAGCCUGCUCACGUGCUGUGUGGUAUGUUAACCACAACAGCAGGCAAGGCAGGAGCUGUGGGGACAGACUGUGUGUGUUAUUCAGCAUUUAUUUGCAGCUGCAGGGCUGUCGUGCACAAAGCUUGACAUCUGGUCUGGACGUGACUAGGUAAGCCUAGUUUAGCCCCUCUGGAAUAGUAGGGCUCGCUCUGGGCAGAGCCUUGGAGGCUUCUUAUAGUUCAGGGCUAAAUAAUGUGCGAGACAAAUGUCAUUUCAGAACUGCAAGAGCAGGUGACAUCCAUCUGACUGUGCAACAGCAGCUUAACAGUGCAGUGCACAUGCAGGAGCUAGGAACAGAGCCCAGCUAGGCGUGAGGCUGGCACUAAGCUAGCUUGGCCUUGCCCACAUGAGCUCUGAGGCCAAGUUCAUAGCUGGGAAACGUCUCAAGCUUCUAGUUCCAGAGGCACAGUYGUGCCCCAGCUGCAGGUAUUAAAACUGUAAGUAUUAAAAAUGCCAGUAACCUUCAUAUCCAAGGAAAGCUGUUCUUGCUGAGUGGUCUGGGAGCUGCUCCAGGGACUCGGAAGCUGCUGAGCGCACUCAGUGGAGAGGAACGUUUUUCCCCUCGAUAGAGCCAGCUCCUCACACGCAGCGAGACGAGGGGAGAGGGGCUUACGUCUGCACCCACGUAGCAGAGACCUCCRUCAGCAGCAUUAGUGCUGUGCUUGGUUUGGUGCCGUGUACCCAUAAAUACUCGGAAGAGAAGAUGGAGAAGGCGGAAUUUGCUGUGGUAUCUGUGCGUUGGCUGUGCUUUUACCUCUACUCUCUUCUUCAGAUUUCUUGCAGCCAGCUCUAGAAAGUCAAAGGCAUCUGCUGCAGUUCAGACUGAGAAUGUMUCCUGUAGGAACUUAGUCCUGCGUGGCUAGUGUUUUCUUUGUGUAUUUAGAAUCUGGUGAGUCGAAAACAUUUUUACCAAAUAGUUUCUAGGCCUGUAAUAAAAGCUUGGAGAUCGUGAUUUGCCUGACAGCUGUAUGAACACCUUGUUCAACUGUACACUUGAAAAUAACAACACAAGAGAUACGUAUGCAGUGUUUGGGAUUCGGUAUCCCUGUGCUCUUGAUAUUUGCAGCUUUCAGUAAUUUUUCUUUUUCCUUCCAAAAGAUGUGGGACCAGAAGCUCACGCGCGUUUACACUGUUGAAGUAAGGGCACGUGGAAGUGUGAGACACCAGUUGCCACGUUGAACAAGCUCGGUGGGGAUCUAGUGCAUGUGGUCCCAGGCCGGUGCAUUUGCUGGAGGGCGGGCGAGGGGGACCUGCCCUCUUCCCAAAUAAAUCCCAGAGAAGUAACGGGGCUGUGGAGGGCACUUGUGGUGCCUGGAUCCCGCUGCCCGSGCCUUGCAGCGCACGGAGGGCUGUAGGUGCUGCCCUUCGGCGCGCUCUGCGGCUCCCGCCGCGUUGGACCGUGCCUGUCACUGGGGUGGUCACCGCCCCGCGCUGGGAUAGGGCAGACCCCAUGGAAUUAGUCACGUUCUGCCGUCCGUGCCGGUGUGGGCACUGU